This is a messenger RNA of Podarcis lilfordi (Lilford's wall lizard), 8629 nucleotides long. Lineage: Eukaryota; Metazoa; Chordata; Lepidosauria; Squamata; Lacertidae. The record is from the annotation of a GenBank genome assembly.
AUGGUGAGGGGCGCGGGCGCCUGAGGGGUUAAUUGAGGGAGGGGGGUGGGGGCGAGGGGGGAAGGGGUUAAUGGAGCGGGGUCUGCAGGGGGCUGUAUGAGGGGGGAGGGGGCCGAGGGUCUCUGAGGAGGGGGCCAGGUAAGUGCCCCAUUGGUUUUAUUGUGUGGGGGGGGGGGUGUUAAUGGGGGGCAGGGGAGAAAUGGCGCCAGUGAAAUGGUUGUGGGGGUGCAGAGUCAAAUGGGGGGUAUUUGGGGUGCGUGAGACGGGGGGGGUUCACCGCACUGCAGGGCACAUGGGGGGGUCAGCGCGUGCAAGUCCUGGGUUGCAGAUGGGGGAGCACUGGUUGGGGGAGGGUUUUUUGGGGGGGGUGAGUGACUGGAGCUGGGGAGGAAGCAGAUGUGGGGAGGAGGGGGGCAGUUUGAGCGCAGGGUUUUGGGGGUGCCAGCUUGACUGCAGGGGAGGGUUUUUUUGGGGGGGGAGGCUUAGGACGCCCCUCCUACGGAGUGAAGGGGGUGCGAUGAGCAUUUGGGGGCUGGGAUGAGUGGGGCAGCGAGAGAGGCGAGGCGUGGGGGGAGGCUGAUCUCAUUCCCCCCUCUCUCUCCUGAGCUUUCCUUCCGAAGAAGCACGAAGGGGAGAGGCGAAAUGUGAUAAGAUGAGCAGUGUGUGUGUUUGGGGGGGGGGGUUGUUGAUGCUGGUGUGUGUCCUGGGGGGGGGGUCCAGGGGGUGAGGCUGUGCAGAGCUGAUGGGGAGAGCUGAGAAGGGAAGAAAGCGCUGGCGUUGAUUCUCAAGAAAGCUGGGAGGAAGUGCCCUGGAUGCUGGGUUUUCCGGAAUGGCUGGCUACCUGGCAGGUUAGGUUCUUGGGCAAUUGGGGCAAGGAGCAGGUGGCAGGGUUAAUGGGAGUGGAUCAGAAACGCAGGGCUCGGCUCAGGUGUGGAUGUGGUUUCAGGGAGCUUGGCUUUUGGGGUGGGAGGUGAUGUGGGGGUGGGAGCACCACAGGUGCUGAACAGAGGAGGUGAUGGCAGCAGGGGCACUGGGCAGAAGGCCCACCUGGCUGGGGGAUGCCAUUGGGCAGGAGGGCGGGUGGGGCUGGAGAAGGGUGGUAGCCGAGUGUGCCAGCUGAUCAUCACAAGGCCUUUGGAUCUGCCCUUCAGGAGUACUUUGGGUAGGGGUCUUGUUUCUGGAGAUGUUCUCUUGGGUAACAGCGCUGUAAGGAGACAUGAUGGCUGCUGAAUGAUGUUGCUGAGAGUGGAGGGCCAUGGGAAAAGGGCUGGAGGUGAUUCGUUGAAGGGGAUGUGUGGGAGAUGGCAUUUUGUAGCCCAUUGUUCAGAAGCCGACAGACAAUGAGCCUUUGUGGGAGGUGGCCAUGUAGAGUAUCUGGUGUGAGAUGAGUGAAUGGUGUAGAAUUGGAGGAAGUGAACUGACAGGACCCUCAAAGGUCAGGCUGGUGUUUCUAGGAGUGGAAGAUGUAAUAGGCAGAAAAGAUAGGGACGGAAGCGUAUUGAGAGAGCUUUAUGAUUUGAAGAGAGAAUGCAUGGAGUUGGUGGUCUUUUGAAUGGUCUCCUCAUAAGCUGUGUUGGGGUUGGAAAUGGUGUGGCUGGGUUGCUGAUGAGAAUUCACUUUCCAUCAUCUAGAAGAGCAGAGGGGGAUGCAGGAGAACAUGGGUGUGGAUCCUGACAAAUAUGAGCUGUCUUCUUAAUGAAGGUUUUAUUGCAUGCAUGUCCUUCUGUUCCAUGAGGCUCUUGGUGGUCUGCUUUCCAGGUUUCUGUUUAGCUGCAGCAUCUGAUGUUCUUGUGCACUGGGCCUCAGAAACCACUUUGAUUUGCCUCAACAAGGAAAUUGACAAACUCCUGACUCAAACAAAAGCAUGGAAGUAGCCAAUCCAUUCUGUGUCUCACCUCUGACUGGCUCUGGGGGGAAGUGGGGAAGCCAUCCAACACAAUAAUUUGAAAUGUAGUGGGGUAGUUCUGGUCUAAUUGCAGCGUGACAAACAAUUUGGCAAGAGAGAAUAGUGUGAAGACUACUUUGUAGUCUGGUGAUGAGGAGAAGGAAUCCUGGGGACCUUAGGGAUGCUUGGAGAGGAGCCAUAGUUCAGUAAUAGAGCCACAUGCCUUGCAUACAGAAGGACCCAUGUUUUAGUCCCUGGCAUCUCCCAAUAAGGCUGCAAGAGACUCCUGUCUGAAAUUCUGGAGAGCCACUGCUAGUCAGUGUAGACAGUACAGUAGCCCGGAUGUAAAGCACAAGGUUUGGUGUCUCAGUAUUACAGGGUCACUUGUCUGUGGGUGGGAAGAGUGCUCGAAAUGGAGAAAGAAUGCCUUCAAAGAGCCACCCUCCUGUAAUGAAGCCAGGGGUCCUUCUAGUUUUGAUCUUCCUCUCCCUGCUGCAGCUUCCGGCGCGUGGAUGACGCACUAAUUCUUUCAGUCCCUUGCUGGAGCCUCCCUCAGCCCGUUGCAAUAUAGAAGAGUGGCUUCCUGUUUGAGUCUGCAUUUCCCUCUGGCGGCUUGGCUUAUCUACCAGAAGCUAUUAGAUUAUUAUUUUCAUGCUGGCUGCUCUUGCCAUGCUAACCUACUUUCCAGAGCAUCUUUCCCUCAGGCCAUCUAGAUUGGCUACCCUGAAGGGCCACCAUCUCUCUCUUUCUCUCUCUCUCUCCAGCAAUUAUUGAGAUGUAGGCCAUCUUAAGCAAUGCUGAAAAGGCCAGUGAGAUUUUUUUUUUUUGGGGGGGGGGAAAUAGCAUGAUUUGAUUGGGGAGGGGGAUGAAGGCCAGGGCUGUCCUUCCUUGAUCUUCCCACAGCCCUUGGUCUUCUGUCCUGUAGGGGUGCCAUUAUAAAUGCCAAGCCACUUCUGAAGGCUGAUUCUGAAGAGCAAUGCAGUUCUUCUUGCUCUUUGCAUUUCCCUCUCGUCUAGCAGACCCUGUGUAGCUUAUGCGAUCUGACAAGUUUAGACAGGGAUGUCAGAGUUCAAGCUUUUGCCCUGAAGAAAUCUUUGGCCAAGAUGGAAGUCAGGUGGCUGUUCUGACCCCCUCCUGCCCUGUUGCCCCUGACAGUUCUGUGCCUGAGCUCAAAAUGAGGAUUUGGCUGAGAUGUGGGUGAUCCCACCCACCCUUUCCUGCAUUGAUGUGACCCUUUGUGGUGCAGUGUAUUAAAACCUUCCCCAGAUCCUCACUUUCUGUCGCUGCAUUGGAAGUGCUUUAUCAUCCUUGUUUCCUUUUCUGACAGUAGAGGGCUCCUAAAUCCACUGCAGUCUGUUUAACUGAGCCCCUGUUAAUCCGGGGUAGCAUUAGUUUCUCUGCAAAAAUACCUCUAGCUUUAAAGCCUAAAUGGGUCCGUCCCCCCCACCCCCCAGAAUGUGGGGCGUGGGGAGGACUUCAUAUGGCUGCAUCUGGACUUUCAUUGGGGGCUUUCCUUCUUCUCCCCCUCCCCCAGCGGACUUCGCCCUUCUGCAUGUUGCACCCUUGGCAGUCCUUGGUGAUAUCUGCAUUUUGCAAGGAGCGACUCUCAGGCGGUAUCAGGUUUGCCUUGUAUCUUCUGCUCUGGCUCUCGGCUGUGCUGCAGUGUUGGACUGGCUGGGACUGCAGUGAAGGCUGGAGUCCAAGCAAUCCUCGUGUUUUGCAGCUCUUGCUUCCAAAAGCACUGAAGUAGAAUGUUAAAACUCCCUUUUUUUAAACAAGUGCACCGAAAUGGGUGUGAGCUGCAGGCUGCUUCUUAGCCAACGCAGAAGCACGAUGGAAUGGUGCAGCCAACUUCAGCAAGGCCAGACAAGGGGAAAUGCGGCAGAGAUGCUCUUGUCCAGGAUGUCAGAAGUCCCAUGAUGUGGUAAUACAAAGGUGGAAAUGUGCCUCACUUCCCCUUGGAAUCCACUUUACUCAGUGCCUAUACACUGCUGAUGAACACCCUCACUUCUCCUUAGGCCAAGAUAUUUGCAUUUCUAUUCCCACCAUUCUUCUGAGAUAUUAAUCAUUCUCACCACAAUGCUGUGACAUAAGGUAGGCUCAGUUAUUAACUUGCCUAUGGUCACACGUUAAGUGCCCUGGCUGAUUAAGGAUUUGAACCAGUGUCUUCCUGAUUCAGUUCUAAACCUUUGCCCUUGUCAUCCCAGAGCCCUACAUUUCUGUAAUAACAUUCAGCCAGAAAACUGCCUUCUGAAUGUUGUUUUAUUUUAAGGAAGAAGGAUACUGGUUGGGUUCAGCCACUGAAUCCUCAGGUCGAGUCGUGGAUCCCAACAGAAAUCAGUCUGCAGUGUUGCACUGUCUGUCCUUUUUUUAUCCUGCCUUUCCUCCAUUCUGGGGCAGCUUAGCAUAAACCCAAAGGCAAAGCAUUAAUACGGUGCAAAUAAAACAUCAGUAAAACCACAAAUUUGCAAUAUAAAUACAAUGAAACAGCAGAAAUAGAUUAUCUGUGUCUAAAGGCAUGCCAUUUUGGGUUUCAUUUCUGAAAGCAUUGUAAGUGGGAAACGGGAAGAAAUCAUUGCUUUGAGAUCCUUUUCCAGUUCUGUUACUUCUGGCUGUGUAAAUGGCCACCACCAUAUCUUGUGGCAGUGAAUUCUGUACUUGAUGGUCAAACUAGCUAAUGACCCCACCCCUGUGGCUUUUUUUCAGUCCUUCCUGCGUGAAGCAGCUGGCACUGUUGGUCUCUGUCUGCACCUUUUGCUGUGCAUCUGCUUCCUGGUCAUGAUACACUGUGGCUUAGAUUGCAGACCCUGACUUGUGAGAGGCCAACGGGUGGGUGGGUGCUGCCACCGCUCCUGAAACUGGCAUGGCUUCAAGGGCCUUUUGGUGCCUCCUGUAAACAUAGGCAUGAUGCAGAAGGGGGCUGGGCAUGUCUAGCUCAGAGCAAAGCUUGGGAAAAGUGGGCUUGAGAGUGUUGGGCUUAACUUCUAUGGUAUUUCAGCAGAUGCUGUAAGUUACUUGAUGAAGAAUCCAGCCACCUAAAAAAAAUAAAUCCUCCUGACUUGCUCUUAAUUGUUUAUUUGCUCCUUCCUGACAAUUUUUGAAAGCCAGCAGAAAGAGGAAGGAGAAUAUUAUUUCACCAGGGUCAUCCCUUUAAAGAGGACACAAUCCUCUGGGUCAGUGCUCAGCAAAGCAGGCAUAGAUUGGCUGUUGAGGGGUUUAAUGAAGCGGGCUAACCGGUGAGGUUCAGGACCCACCUAUCCUGCUCUGAAACAUUUAGGUUUCUCCAUGUGACUUAAAAUCGUAGCGCUGUAGAGUUGGAAGGGACCACGAGGGUCAUUUAGGAGAACCCCCUGCAAUGCAGGAAUCUUUUGCCCUGCUUAUUCCAAUGAUGCAGCUGUCGCCGUCCACCUGCAGUUCUUCUGCAUUGUGCCAUAUUAUGGGGGAUGUGCAUAGCUCCAGGUUUAAGACUUCUUGGUGAGAGCCAGGGUGAAGGAAGGCAGCAGUGACAACCGUAGGGAGGAAGCAAUAGAAUGAUGGACAGGCUUAGAGGCCGUGGCCCGUCCUGGUAUGAGGAGUGGUGUGCUUGGAAGCCCCUUCUCACCGUCUGUGGAUUGGGCUGCUGCUACAAUCUCAGCUCUGUAGCCCUGAAUUGCAGAACUGAGGCUGGGGGUUAAUCCAAAUGCAGCCACAUAUAGGAGGUUGGCAUCAGGAGACCCUUUGGAUACUGCAGGUGGACUGCAUCUAGCUUGGUAGGUCACAAGGUGUGCAAACCUGAGCUGGGGGCUUACAGGUAAUGUGGAAAAUGGCAUGGGCUCUGCUGCUUCCCCACCAGGGAGGCUGAUAAGAGAUGUAGAGAGGUUUGACUCUUCAUUUUAUAUGUGUUUUUCUCUCUCACUUCUUUCAGGCUGACCAACUUACCGAAGAGCAGAUUGCAGGUGAGUCCUCAGCAUACAGUGGCAGUAAAUAUUAACUCGGCUGGCACUGAAUUGAUCUGCACGUUGAGGGAAGACGAGCAGUACACCCCCUUGUCUACUGGCUUUGAAGCUGGGUUAACUACUGCUCAAAUUGAGCCAGAAUGCACAUGGUGAGGGGCAGCUUGUGAGCUUCUUUGCAGAGAAGGAGGAUUUUUCCCCCCUGGUAGUCCCUAAAGUGCAGAAUCCUUACUACAGUUCUUUAGGAGAGAUAAUUUCCCCAUCUGCAGGGUUUGGGUGGUGAUGUGAGGGCAAGGCCACAAAAGAUCAAAACAAAUCCCUGGGAAAAUGUGAACAGGCUUGUGCUGCCACCAGCAUUUUAGGCACUGGGGAUUUCAAAUACAUCACCAGACUCACUUGGCUCCCCUCUCUCCCAAGUCUUUGGAAUGGGGCUGGCUAGACUUCCAGGAUAAUCACUGGUUGCAAGUACAUGAUCUCUAUGUAGCUUACAUCAACCCUGCUUCCCCCUGCAGAAUUCAAGGAGGCCUUCUCCCUCUUCGACAAGGACGGGGAUGGCACCAUCACCACCAAGGAGCUUGGCACUGUGAUGAGGUCUCUGGGUCAGAACCCCACCGAGGCAGAACUGCAAGACAUGAUCAAUGAAGUUGAUGCUGAUGGUAAGUGGCCCCAGCACUAAGGGGGCCUGGGCAGAGUAAGUGAUCCAAAACCCAUGGCUUCUGCCAGUACUUUAUGCAGAAAUUCAGUGGGGGUUGCUUAGAUUGGGGAGCAAGCGUUAUUCUUGAUGGACGAGAGGAACAGUUUACCUUUCCCACCGAGCUUCUCUGACUCCUGUGCUUAGACAUCCACCCAUCCCUGCUGUUUCCCUGCCUUUUGUGACUGAGAGGUAGAAGCAAGAGGUAGAAGCAAGGGGGGUAUUGAUUUAUUUGAUCUUGCCAGACUAACAUAGACUGGCCUAUGUAUUAAGUUGCCAAUGAAUGCAGUGGUGGGGACUGGUUCUGACGGGGUACUAGCUGACAGUGGAGUGGGGGAUGGGUCAAGGCUUGUGAAGGACCCAGAAAGCCAAUAGUUUUUGUAGUAGUAAUAGCAAUAAUUGGAAGUAGCACCCUAUUUCCUUCCAGGGAUAACAGAAGGGCGCAACAUGAAUGUAUUGAAAAUACCGCUCACUUUUUUCAGUGUAUAUACUGCCUUCCAGGUUGCACUGUCCAAGAUGCUUAAAAUAAAAACAAAAAACCAACAGUUGGGUAACGCCUGCAGUAUCUUGAGAUAUUCUUUGUGAUUGCUUCACAGGCAUACCAUUUAGCAGGCACUAGUUUCAGUGCUGGGGUGUGGAACUCCUUUUGUGCCAUAAUGUGUCCAACUCCAACACAUUCCACCAGCUAGUUCGGUUCCCUUCAAGCGGGGCUUCAGUCUUCCCAGGCUGGCUUUGUCCUAGGGUGGCUAUUUGAGAUUGGUCUCGGCAUCCCAGUCUGCAGCUGUUUUGGUUUCUGCUGGCUUCAUCUUACUGGUGCUCAUUUCUGUUUUCAGGGAACGGCACAAUUGACUUCCCAGAGUUCUUGACCAUGAUGGCAAGGAAGAUGAAGGACACAGACAGCGAGGAGGAGAUCCGAGAGGCUUUCAGAGUGUUUGAUAAGGUGAGGAAGUAGAGAAGGACCACCCGCCUUCUGGAGGGGAGGGAGGAGAGUGGACAGAACACUGCCAUGCAUCCCUAUAUACUCUCAGGGAGAAUGGCAAGGAAACAGCAGUGCCCCCUUCCCUUAAUCUGGAACAUACAGAAUGGAGAAGGAAACGCCAUCUGCCAGGAUAAAAGUGGAAGGUGCUGCCUUGCUGUGUUGCUCCCUGCUAAACUGAUUCCUUUGCUUCCAGGAUGGGAAUGGCUACAUUAGCGCAGCAGAGUUACGCCACGUGAUGACAAACCUAGGGGAGAAGCUCACUGACGAGGAGGUGGACGAAAUGAUAAGGGAGGCAGAUAUUGAUGGGGACGGGCAGGUCAACUAUGAAGGUGAGUCGGGGAUGGGAUCAGCAUCUUGCCUGCUGCCAUUUUGGCAGCCAGAACGUUGCAUGAAAGAAUUGAGGUUCUGCUUCGGCAGAGGGUCUCUAAAGAACUGUAUGGGACCUCUUCUGGUUUUUGAAGGCAGUAAUUGUGUCGCUGACUUCAGCCACCUGGGUGGCGUGGAAGCACUGUAACCAUUUUUAUAUAUCCUGUUGAGGGGGAGAUGCCUUGGAUUAUGUAUCACACUUUAGUUUUGAGCUGUGUGGAAAUAACCUCAAAUUUAAUACUCCCGAGUCCGUCAGUGAGGUCCACAUAUAAGCAAAACAUAUUCAAAGGCUUUGAAGUUUGCUUUUUUUAUAGGCCUUCCUUGGCUGGAUAGAACCAGGGCUUUCUUAGCCCUUCCCCUCAAAUUUUGAUGGUACUAUUCUGGGGAUUUUUCAUCGGUUCUUGAAGCCUAUGGUACUCUUCACACAUUGUUCAGUAUAGCAGGGUACACAUUAAGGUCGUGUUCAGUGACGGGGGUACCCUUGACUUCCCCUCUGGUAGUUUUCUCUGGAUGAAGGCAGUAUGAGAGUGGAGCAGACACAGUUCACAGCAUUAUCACAGCUCUGUUUGCUUUUAUCUUUUGAAAACUACAUCGAGUGUAAAAGUCAAAUCAUGUCAAGCCGAAGUAACUGUGUGACCGCUGACUGGGCUGAUGUCUAGUUUAGGGAGCUGAUCUCAAGUCUUCCAGCUUCAAAGGGUGUGGGCUCCGCCGUACUGACUUUGCUUCCUUACACUGUGUCUCUUGCAGAGUUUGUGCAGAUGAUGACUGCAAAGUGA